AUGGAGUCUUCUCUCGAGGUUGUGACUGAUGAUCAGCAGCGACAUGACAUGCUCGCCGAGUUGUGCCAACAUCCCGGUUGGAGAGUCGACAAUUCGCCGUUGGAUGACGCGGUAUUCCAACAAAUCUCCAACCAGAUGAGGAAGAUGGGAUUUUCCCCGGACUGGACCCGUCGACCAAGGACUUAUUUUAUAUUAUUCCAGAUAAACAAACUCAACUUGAUGGAUAUGUUCAUUGGUCAUGGGCUGAACGACACGUGCAUCCCAUACUCGAAUCGAUCUGCCCUACCGCUUCUGACUUUCUUCGAGGCUCAAGAGUUUAUCGAAUGGCAAAGUGUGUGCCAGAGUAAGAUUUUGGGGUUAGAGCACGGAGAUCACUGCAGAUUAGCGGACGGCGACGUACUGUUUGAGCUAGGUAAAUCGAAGCUCGGGAAAGGCAGCGACAUGAACACCGUGGUCGAUAAGGUCACCAGCAAGAUGACCGGUAAAGUUUAUGCUCGAAAGAGAAUCGCACGCAAGCGAUUUCCUCGAGACGCCCAACGACGUUUUGAAAAGGAGCUCCGAGCCUUGACGAAAAUGCAAAACCACGAGCACCUCAUCUGCAUUCGUGGUACCUAUACCGACAGGAAAUUCUUCGUUCUUUUACUUGAACCUGUGGCCGAUUGUUCACUCAAGGCAUUCUUACUCUUGAGUGAUACGAAGUCCGUCCGAUUUCGCGCCACAAUAUGUUCAUAUUUCGGAUGCAUGGCGAAAGUCAUGUUCAUGUUACACGAUAAAGAAAAGAUACUGCACAAAGACAUCAAGUUGGACAAUUUCUUGGUCAAGGAUGAAAAACUCAUCCUCACCGACUUUGGGACUUCAUACGACUUCUCCGAAUCAAACCAGAGCAUGACAGAGGCGAAUCGACAGGAUGCACGAACGGUUCGAUAUGCCAGUCCGGAAGUGCUCGAGGGGAGUUUUCACCGUGCCUCGGAUAUUUGGUCGCUGGGAAUCGUAUAUCUCGAGUUGAUGACCGUAUUAUACAACAAGACCUUGGAGGAGUUCGAAACGUACCUCAAGAGUCAUGGAAAAAUGACGCAUUACAUUCAUGCAAAUCUCGAUGCUGCUCUUGGCUGGUGUCAGCUGCUUCAAGGCUGGCACAAUCCUCGCCCGGAAGGCGAACUGUUUGAAUGGAUCCCUCGCAUGUUGGAAGUCGACCUUGUCAACAGACCGUCAGCGGCAGAGCUGUACGAAGGUAUAUUGGCCGCGCAAAAGAGCGAAUUGUUCGGACAAUGCUGCACGGAAGAACCGACAGACUCUGAGUCCGAUCAAGACUUGUUGGAAAGUGACAGUGACGGAGAGCUCGGCCGGGACAAGUCAUCCCAGCAAAAGAGCACCUCGACUCCUCCUACUCCUCCGAGUGCGCACUCUGCAUCUCCUCUGGUGACGCCGGUACCAGGUCAAGGCCGGAAUGAACGCCCCGACAUUCGUAAUGCAACCCCUAUUCGAAUCGCCGAGGCCUUCGAGGCACGAAAUGGAAAGACACAAAACUUCUCAAAGCCAGCAUCGCCCACAGAACCCCGAGCGACCCCCCCAACAUCCAUCUCGCCUCAGCCAACAGAUCAAGUUCCCCCUUCCCCCCAGCCGGCAAAAGCUUCUGGAAAUUCGACAUUCCCUCAUGCUUUUGAACGGUGGGAAACCCUCUCGGCCCACUGGGAAGGCCUCACUUCAUACUGGUUAAGAAAGCUCCAAGAGAAUACCAACACUGUUGAUACCGACAAGACACCAUAUUAUCCCUCUUAUCAGCAAAUGGCUCGACAGAUUACAGACCUAUCCGCUGCCGGAGCGAACCUCUUCCAUGCAGUGGUCGAGCUUCAAAGACUACGAGCAUCAUCAGAGCGAAAAUUUCAGCGGUGGUUCUUUGAAACAAGACGCGAACAAGAACUUGCACAGGAGAGGAUGUCAGAACUGGAAAGAUUGCUGGACAAUGAACGCAAAGCCCACCAAAAACUCAAGCAACACUUUCGGGAAGCACUAGAAAAUGAUCCUACCAUACCCCCGAGACCACCUUUGAAGGACAUUUCCAAAGAUGUUAAGCGACCCGAGCAAAUGUCUCCCGAACUACCGGUGCACACUCGCGGACCUCAAUAUGGAUUUAUCAAUGCUCCACCUCAUGUCCGCCAGCAAUCCUCCUCAAGUGGAAAAAGUUGA
Rhinocladiella mackenziei CBS 650.93 is the source of this 2187-nucleotide messenger RNA. RefSeq lists its product as uncharacterized. The coding region runs from base 1 to 2187 and encodes 728 amino acids. Gene Ontology annotation, cellular component: cytoplasm. Gene Ontology annotation, biological process: protein phosphorylation. Gene Ontology annotation, molecular function: ATP binding; protein serine/threonine kinase activity. NCBI's taxonomy places the organism in Eukaryota, Fungi, Ascomycota, Eurotiomycetes, Chaetothyriales, Herpotrichiellaceae. The record is from RefSeq and is a predicted model, not a curated record. The transcript is spliced from 2 exons.